AUGUCUUCAACACUUUCUCCGCUUACUUCUACCUCUCCAUCCCCUCCGCCUGCUUCCUCCUUCACAUCAUACUUCGACUCUCUCACGCGGAAGCGCCAACAGAAAAAAAUGAGCAUCACCCAAACAUACUACCUCGCCCACACGGCCCGCCGGAAGCUUACUCGGGAAGCCUCCCGAGCGGACCAUGACUUGCGCCUGCUCGUCGGCCACGCAAACCUCCUCGACACUCUUAUGGUAGAUCUGGCCGACGCUGAACAAGAACAAGAGCGCUGGUUCAAUCAAACUGUCAGCGGCGCCACCAAGGGUUCCUACCGCCCUGAACACCAGCACAUCCAAUGGGCGGAAACAGUCGUCGAAGAGCCCGAGGAGGAUUGGGACCCAGAGGACCUAUCCGACGAAGACUCAGACCUUAGCGAGGAGGAAGACUCGGACUUUGAGGAUGACUACACACCUAUUCGACGACGAGCACCAUCACCAGCCGCCGUUAUCACCGAGACCGAGCUGGAGGAAGACUACGACUCGUCCGACUCUGACUCCGACUCUGAAUUUGAAUACGAUGACGCUGAGGAUCUCGAUGAACUUGCUUUGACUCGAUCACCAUCGCGACAAACACCUCCAGAGCUGUCGCACGACGAGGACGAGGAAUCCGAGGAUGACAGCAUGCCUCCGUCACCACCACAGCCGGUCCUCGAGACCUUUGACGAGAAGCAAGCUCAUACCACCGAGAUCGCACUCUCCGACUCAGACUUCGAACAUCGGUAUUAUGUACCGCAAGCGCAGCAACCGAUGAUUGAAGCAUGUUGA
This is a messenger RNA of Aspergillus puulaauensis, 804 nucleotides long. RefSeq lists its product as uncharacterized. The coding region runs from base 1 to 804 and encodes 267 amino acids. NCBI's taxonomy places the organism in Eukaryota, Fungi, Ascomycota, Eurotiomycetes, Eurotiales, Aspergillaceae. The transcript has a single exon. The record is from RefSeq and is a predicted model, not a curated record.